Molecule: messenger RNA, 5340 nt
Organism: Scatophagus argus
Lineage: Eukaryota; Metazoa; Chordata; Actinopteri; Scatophagidae
Product: disintegrin and metalloproteinase domain-containing protein 10-like
Exons: 16
Coding region: 121-2505 (794 amino acids)
Biological process (GO): Notch signaling pathway; membrane protein ectodomain proteolysis
Cellular component (GO): synaptic membrane; plasma membrane
Molecular function (GO): metalloendopeptidase activity involved in amyloid precursor protein catabolic process
Source: RefSeq, a predicted model, not a curated record
GCGUCUGACGUCACGGCGCUGGGGAGAGGAGGCGAUGAGAGGAAGGUGCAAUAAACACACAGGGCGUCUGCGCCUAUCUAAGUAGGACAAUAAAGUGAAAACGGUAUCAAUGCUCUAACAAUGGACUUGGCAGAUAUGCUCCUUCUUAAAGUUUUCCUCUUCGCUUGGUUGCUAAACUACACUCAAGGACACUAUAGAAAUCCGCUGAACAAGUACAUCCGUCACUAUGAGGGCCUGUCCUACGAUACAGAGCUUUUGCACAGCAAGCAUCAGAGGGCCAAGAGGGCACUUUCUCAUGAAGACAAGUUCCUUCAUUUAGAUUUUCAUGCCCAUGGAAGGCAUUUUAAUUUACGAAUGAAAAGGGAUACCCAAUUGUUUGCCCAAGAUUUGAAGGUUGAUGUUUCAGGAGAAGAGAUUCCGUAUGAUACUUCUCAUAUCUACACGGGAGAAAUCUACGGUGAGAAAGGUACCCUGACUCAUGGUGCCAUUGUGGAUGGUAAGUUUGAGGGCUUCAUUCAGAGUUACCAUGGCACCUACUAUGUGGAGCCCACUGAGAGAUACUUGGAGGGAAAAGACGUGCCCUUCCACUCAGUCAUCUAUCAUGAAGACGACAUACACUACCCGCACAAGUACGGCCCAGAGGGAGGCUGUGCUGAUAGCUCAGUGUUUGAAAGGAUGAAGAGGUUUCAAGCCUCUGCCGUAGAGGAUCCACCCAAGGAGCUCCACACUGAGAUGGGCUCUAAUGACCCUGUGCUGCUGAGAAAGAAGAGGAUGGCCCAGGUUGAGAAAAACACCUGCCAGCUUUUCAUUCAGACUGACCACCUCUUCUUCAAGUAUUAUAAGACCAGAGAAGCUGUCAUUGCUCAGAUCUCCAGUCAUGUAAAGGCCAUUGAUGCCAUCUAUCAGGGCACAGAUUUCAUGGGCAUCCGCAACAUCAGCUUCAUGGUGAAAAGGAUCAGGAUAAACACCACCAAUGAUGAGAGGGACAGGUCCAACCCGUUCCGCUUUGCCAACAUUGGGGUGGAGAAGUUCUUGGAGCUGAACUCGGAGCAGAACCACGACGACUACUGCCUGGCUUACGUUUUCACAGACAGAGACUUUGAUGACGGUGUGCUGGGUUUGGCCUGGGUUGGAGCCCCCUCAGGGAGCUCCGGAGGCAUCUGUGAAAAAAGCAAGCUAUACUCGGACGGAAAAAAGAAGUCUCUCAACACUGGUAUAAUCACUGUACAGAACUACGCCUCCCACGUACCUCCAAAAGUCUCCCACAUCACUUUUGCACAUGAAGUAGGACACAACUUCGGCUCCCCGCAUGACUCUGGAUCCGAGUGCACCCCGGGAGAAUCUAAGAGCCAAGACAAGAAGGAGAAGGGCAAUUAUAUCAUGUACGCAAGAGCUACAUCAGGAGACAAACUCAACAACAAUAAGUUCUCCAUCUGUAGUGUGCGCAACAUCAGCCAGGUGCUGGAGAAGAAGAGAAGCAACUGUUUUGUUGAGUCUGGCCAGCCCAUAUGUGGUAACGGCCUGGUGGAGCCAGGAGAGGAGUGCGACUGUGGCUACAGUGAUCAGUGCAGGGACCAGUGCUGCUAUGACGCCAACCAGGCUGACAACAAGAAGUGCAAGUUAAAACCCAACAAAGUCUGCAGUCCCAGCCAGGGUCCCUGUUGCACCGCCGAGUGUGCUUACAAGGGUCGUAAUGAGAAGUGCAGGGAAGAGUCAGAGUGCGCCCACCAGGGCAUGUGCAACGGAGUCAGCGCCCAGUGCCCCACGUCUGAGCCCAAAGCCAACUUCACCGCCUGCCACGGGGAGACUCAAGUCUGCCUUAACGGGGGCUGCUCCGGCUCCAUCUGUGAAAAGUAUGGGCUUGAGGCGUGCACCUGUGCCAGCCAGGAUGGCAAGGAUGAGACUGAGCUUUGCCACGUGUGCUGCAUGGAGAAGAUGAAUCCCAACACAUGCAGCAGCACAGGAUCAGAGCGUCUGGCUCGAUUCUUCAAUAAGAAAGUGACCACGCUGCCAGCCGGCUCGCCUUGCAACGACUUCAAGGGAUACUGCGAUGUGUUCAUGAAGUGCCGUUUGGUGGAUGCAGACGGACCGCUGGCCAGGCUGAAGAAGGCCAUCUUCAACCCAGAGCUCUAUGAGAACAUUGCAGAGUGGAUUGUGGCUCAUUGGUGGGCAGUGUUACUGAUGGGUAUCGCCCUCAUCAUGCUCAUGGCUGGCUUCAUUAAGAUCUGUAGUGUGCAUACACCAAGCAGUAACCCCAAACUUCCACCUCCCAAGCCUCUUCCAGGCACCUUGAAGAGGCGGCGAGCGCAGCAGCAUGCCAGCUCCCAGGUGCAGCACCAGUCUCAGCACCCGCAUUCCCACCAGCACGGACACGGCGGGCAUGGCGGCCACGGCGGUCACGGCGGUCAACGGCAAGCCCAGAGGCAGCCUCAGCGGCAGGCGCAGCCACAGAGGCACCACCGUCAGCCGAGAGAGAACUAUCAGAUGGGCCAGAUGAGACGCUGAGACCCUGCAUCCCGCCACCGCCGCCCCCCCUCCCCCAAUGCCUUGGCUCCUCCUUGUGCCUACAGUGGGAAACAAAAGCGUCACUCCAUCCAAAGAAAAGCCUGACAUGGUUGUUACUCAUCAUCAUAUCCUCCAUCUACAGACAAAGCAGACACAGUGAAAAAGAGAAAACACUAUCUAACAACUUUAUUGGCUCUUUGUGGAGUAGACUCGACCAUCAGCCAUUUCAAAUGCAGUGCGAUCUAGCAUCUUUUUCCACCUUUUUUUUUUCUUUUUAAGGAGUGCCAAGGAGUUAAGGAAUCAUGUGUAGCUUUAGUACAUUCUGUGAUGUGUUUUUAGUUUCUCUUGCAACGUCUUUUUGAGUGACAUGCCGUGGCUGCUGGUGAUUUGUUCCCGUGCUUUUCUUUUCACCAUUCUAGCCAGGACUGAGAGACACUCUGGGAAUUUGCGGCACUUUUGUGAUUUACACAUGUCAAACGGCAAAAGACACAGGCUCCGGUCUCUCGUGCAGACAGUCUUCUGCAUGUGACUGUACAUAUUUAGUGUAUCAUAAGUGAAAACAAACUAUUUCUUCUACUGUAAAUGUGUAAUUCUUCACUUUUUUCCUUUUAUUUUUUUGGUUAGUGCUCUCAGGACUCUUUAACACAUAAAUUGAAGGAAUGAUCGUUGCGAUGAGGUCCUUGGAUGUUGCUACUGAGGAUUUGACGCCAUCAGGUUCUCUGCGCAGUCAUCCAAUCAGGUGGAUCUCUUUCACCUUUGUCAGAUUGCUAGAUUUUGAACAACAAGGUCACCAUAUCCCAUUUUUAAGGCCUUCUUUGUUCAAGGUCCCCCAUUUCAUCUCUUUUAUUUUUUUAUUGUCUUGCUAACAUCAUGUCAUGUAACAAGCUAGUUGAGGUAAAGAGUCAUGGGAACAGAAAGGGAAGAUCACCUAGUUUGAUUCACCUUUUUAUUGUCUUUAGCGAUUUGGUUUUUUUUUUGUUUUGUUUUUUUUGAUAAUGAAGAAUGAAUAACCACUAACUGAAAAGCUGACGAUGAUGAUUCUAACCGCACGGACAUGAAGACGAGGGAAAGUGAAGGCUGCUGUGGCAUAGUUUAGUGAGAGUGUAUCAUGUUACACAGUUAGGGUUUUACAGUGUUUACAUGAGUGUGGAAAUAAAUUUAAAAAUGACUCCGGUGUGGAUGUACAAAAAAAAAAAAUUGUAAGAUUAAAAUCAUUCUGUUAUUCUUCAGAUAGCGAAUCUAAGAACUGUUCAAUGUGGGCAUGCACACACAUUUAUUAAAUGUGACUUUUAAUUGACCAAGGUCUGUAAUAUUUGUAUGUCACUCAACACUAUUUUCUUUGAAAGCUCUUAAUUAAUUAAUGUUAGUCUUAAAACAAGUGGAAGGAGUGGCUUAGCGCAGCAGUAUUGUUACACUGUUCACACAUUCCUCAGUGUGUUCACUAGAUUCACAGUAGACAAGCGAUGGUUUUGAUUUUAAAACAUAAAAAAAAACCCUCAAACUCACCUGCAGUUAUCUCCCGGUCAGAUUUCUUUCUUGUCCGAAUCCCCUUAAGAGCUCAUGACAGCAGGCGUCAAUGUGAAUUAACAUCAGCGUGCCAUAACACUUUAGAGCUAAUCUCUGUGCACAUGUUUUAUAAAACACGGGAAGCACCUGUAACUGCUUCUGGAGCCACUUUAGAUGGAAGAAAUGAAGGAGAUGGUCGACCUCAGGUGUUUUCUUCCUCCUCUGGCUGCGGCAUAGCACGAGAGGCAUUUUCGAAAAUCAUAACGACGCAACGGAUUCGAUAAUCCGGUCGUGAUAUGUGGUGCAAGUUUGUUUACCGUGCAAAAUAGGAUAGGGAUGUGGGUGAAAAUUUUGGCCCAGACAAAAAGAAACUUAGGCGUUUUGCAUCAUGCAUUUGGCAAAGGACUUUUUCUUGUGCUCUUUCUUUAUUUUAACCUGGCAUUAUUAUUUCUACAUGUGUGCAAUGCAAAUCACAACUAAUAUCUUUCAACACAGUCCUGAGGGUUGUGAUAAUUCCACAUGUGCUCUGAAGGGGACUUUUAAAAGUGAUGUUUGUUUCACGUGGCAGAUGAAUUCAGGCAGGUCGGCGGUUGUUGUAACUUCUCGUGUCUGUACAAAAUGGAGCUCUUUUUAAAUUUCAUCUUCUAGGCAGGGUCACAGCUGUCAAGCCUGGAGAAUUUACAUGUAAACUUGUACAGUACUUCGAAAAUUUGCAUUUCAUUUGAAAAUGAAAAUUACAUUUUGAUACAUCUGUUUCAUUUUUUGUAUUCUAAUUCCAGAGUAAGUUGUUCAAAGAUGUUCAUAUGUGACAAACUUUCCUUUCUUCUAAGUUAUUUAUGUUCUUAUAUGUGCUAGUUGAAAUGGAGUUUGCUUAUGAUACUUUUAUCCACCAUCAUCAGUGGUUAAAAACAAAUCAGGGUGAUGGAGUUAAUGUUACAUUCUCAUUUUUGUCUUCGUUAUCCUGUGGCAUGGUUUGGGUAGAAGAGCAGAAGAAUAAUGCCUGUAAAUUUAUUUUGGUUUUAAUUUCGUAGUCUUGGUAAAAGUUUUUAGAUAAACGUGCACUGAAAAAUUGUCCAAAUUGAGUUGAAAUGUUGUAGGUGAUGUAGGCCGAAAGAACACAAGAUUAAAAAGUAAUACUACUGUCUGAUUUUAAUGUUCACUGUGUUUUAUACAGUAUCAGAAAUUUUUGUUCACUUUGAACAUUUUUACUAAAAAAAAAAAAAAAAAAGAUUUCAAAUUGUAUUGUGCAAAGAGAUGUAAUUUUUGGAGUACUUGAAAUGCAUUAAUUAAAAGACUCGUUCAAAAUAAAAUAGACCCCUGUUUACUGUC